Carassius auratus (goldfish) is the source of this 1883-nucleotide messenger RNA. RefSeq names its product failed axon connections homolog. The record is from RefSeq and is a predicted model, not a curated record. Gene Ontology annotation, cellular component: cytoplasm. NCBI's taxonomy places the organism in Eukaryota, Metazoa, Chordata, Actinopteri, Cypriniformes, Cyprinidae. Bases 295 to 1530 code for a protein of 411 amino acids. The transcript is spliced from 6 exons.
UACUGAAAACUAAUAUGUCCUUCAAAUUGUUUACAUCUGCGUCUGUAUUUUAGUGAAAAGCGUGAAUGUGUUUUAGUUGCCUCGCUUCCAUGUGUGAUGCGUCGUGACGUCACUCGGGUCCAGCACAGCAACAAAGGAGAAUGCGGAGCUGCGUGCGGAAGCCAAAUCCCGUUAACGGCACUUCUUUCGCCUUACGAGACCGACAUAACACGUAAACAUGUAACAGUUGUGCGUACUUAUAUGGAUAAAUGAAGUGGCGCAGGUUUCGUUGGUGGAAGCGGGGUGAGAGAGAGAAUGUACUGGGUCGCUGGUUUCGCCUCCUCCCGGUCGUUCGUGGUUGAUCUUGGCCGGAAUCAGAGCCCGUCCAUCGGGUUGUGUGGCUCUGAUGAGCGUCACUUAUUUUAUGGGUACAUAGUUGCCGUCCCUGAUCAGGAUUUCUGUGGGAUCAUGUCGGGAUUGGUGUCGGAUUCCUGGUGGAGGAAGACGCUGUACAUCAGCGGAGGUGCCCUACUGGCUGCGGCUGCGUAUCUGCUGCACGAGCUGCUCUCCAUCAGGAAAGAGCAACAGUUGGAUUCUAAAGAUGCCAUCAUCCUUCACCAGUUCUCCAGGCCAAAAAAUGGGGUGCCAAGCCUGUCACCUUUCUGCCUGAAAAUGGAGACCUAUCUGCGCAUGGUUGAUCUGCCCUAUCAAAAUUACUUUGAUGGAAGCCUCUCUUCUGAAGGCAAGAUGCCUUGGGUUGAGUAUAAUUACGAGCAGGUGUGUGGAACUGAAUUUAUAAUUGACUUUCUGGAGGAAAAACUUGGUAUGAGCCUGAACAAGAGUCUGAGCGCUCAGGAGCAGGCAGUAGCUCGUGCCAUCACCACCAUGGUGGAGGAACACUUGUACUGGACCAUUGCAUACUGUCAGUGGGUGGAUAAUGUUCAAGAGACUCAAAGGAUGCUGGACCUUCCCGGGCCCUUCAGUGACCUGCUGAAGUGGAUCCUGUGUCAGCUGACUGGCGGCAUUGUAAAGAGGGAGAUGUACUGUCACGGCAUUGGCUGCUUUACUAAGGAAGAAGUCUACACCCUCAUGGAGAAGGACAUGCGCACACUGGCCACACUGUUAGGGGAUAAGAAGUACAUCAUGGGUCCCAAGCUGUCCAGUGUGGAUGCCACAGUGUUCGGUCACCUUGCACAAGCCAUGUGGACACUACCUGGCACACGGCCCGAGCAGCUCAUUAAAGGAGAACUGAUCAACCUCGCCAUGUACUGUGAGCGCAUACGGAGGAAGUUCUGGCCCGAGUGGUUUGUGGACUUAGAGGACUUCUGUUACGACAGCGACAAUGACACCAGCAGCAGGACGCCCAGCUGCAUGCUGGACCUUGGUCUAUUUUCCAGGACAGACACUUUAGAGGAAAGCGAUCUUAGCCUCCUUUCACACAGUAAUACACACUCGCAAGACUCUGACCACUCCGGACGCUCGCUCUCAGACUCUGACAUUGAAGCAGAUGGCUCGGAUGUGGAGCAGCAGGUCAAGGGUCAAGUCAAAUAAAGGUUGCUUUUCAUCUGGUGUAACAGCAUUUUGCGAUGUGUAGUGGCUCCAAAACUCAUAUUGAUAUGUUUUCACACUCUGAUGAACGUGAAUUAAAAACAAAAUGUGUGUACACAACGUUUACACCACAACGUUUAAGAUUUACACCACAGAAGUUGGACGCAUGUUAAAGAUCAUUCCUUCUGCCUUCUCUCUCAGAACUGUUUCUAUGUCCACAGUUUCAGUAUGAUUUCUAAAUAGUUUUCAUUUCAAGGAAACAUACAUUUCGUGAUUUUUUUCAGUCCAAUCAAUACUUCUAAUAACUCUCAAAUUUUAAUCAAACAUUUGCUCCGGAACACAAUCCUGUAGCUAAA